UACUUUCCAACUUUUUGCUGCAUUUCCCCAGGACGAGAUUAGGGGGAUCGGACGCCAUUAUCCCCUGUUUAACGCUUUAAGUACAACGAUUUAAAGAUCUAAUUGUAGGGACGCGGUUCAUCCACGUACACCUUUAUGGACAUUAACAUAUCAUGAACCUUAUAAAUUGUAUUAUAAAAUAAGUGCUGUACAUAAACUUGUAUUAAAUUGGCAAACUGUGUAGGAAUCAUAUAAUGUACAGUUAUGGAGUACAUGUGUACGCUCAGUUAUGGAGUACAUGUGUAUGCUCAGUUAUGGAGUACAUGUGUGUGCUCAAUUAUGGAGUACAUAUGUAUGCUCAGUUAUGGAGUACAUGUGUGUGCUCAGUUAUGAAGUACAUAUGUAUGCUCAGUUAUGGAGUACAUAUGUAUGCUCAAUUAUGGAGUACAUAUGUAUGCUCAGUUAUGGAGUACAUAUGUAUGCUCAGUUAUAAAGUACAUAUGUAUGCUCAGUUAUAAAGUACAUAUGUAUGAACAGUUGUGAAGUCCAUACGUAUGCACAGUUAUGAAGUACAUACGUAUGAACAAUUGUGAAGUCCAUACGUAUGCACAGUUAUGAAGUCCAUGUAUAUGUACAGUUAUGAAGUCCAUACGUAUGCACAGUUAUGAAGUCCAUGUCUAUGUACAGUUAUGAAGUCCAUACGUAUGCACAGUUAUGAAGUCUAUGUCUAUGUACAGUUAUGAAGUCCAUACGUAUGCACAGUUAUGAAGUCCAUGUAUAUGUACAGUUAUGAAGUCCAUACGUAUGCACAGUUAUGAAGUCCAUGUAUAUGUACAGUUAUGAAGUCCAUACGUAUGCACAAUUAUGAAGUCCAUGCCUAUGUACAGUUAUGAAGUCCAUACGUAUGCACAGUUAUGAAGUCCAUGUAUAUGUACAGUUAUGAAGUCCAUACGUAUGUACAGUUAUGAAGUCCAUGUCUAUGUACAGUUAUGAAGUCCAUACGUAUGCACAGUUAUGAAGUGCCUGCCCAUGUACAGUUAUAGAGUCUAUUUGCCUGUACAGUUAUAGAGUCCAUAUGAACGUACAGUUAUGAAGUCCAUACGUGUGCACAGUUAUGAAGUAUAUACAGUUUGUCAUAAUGCAAAUAUUAUUGUAGACUAUCAUAUAGCUAGUAAAACUAUCUUAAAUACAGCCUUAUCGUUAUACAAUCAUUAUAGAAGAAUGUUAUUAAAGAAUAAUAGAAGAUAAAGGUGGCGGCAGCAGUAACGAAUCCUGUCCUAAGCACCGGUUUCUAAUAAUUAGCCACGCACCUACUGCAUGUACGAUUUACGUGUCCGCAAUAGAUAUAAAACAGCAGCUUCGAGCAAAUAGGAGGUAGAGUUGCUGGAGUUGCCGAGUUAUAAUCGGAAAUCAUAUUUUCCCUGCUAAGCUGGAUCUGGCCACCUAUGUAGCGACCGUCCUUGUGUAUGUCGGCCGCGCAUCAAACCGAUAGCCUAUACAACUACAAAGAGCACUAUCAGCAGCAGCACCGUCAGGAGAUGCAGCAAUACAGCUACCCAUUACCGAGCAACAGUUCGAGCCAACUAACACUGCCACUAACGCGCAGCCUCUACCAUUCCUCGAUAGUUAGUCCCCUGCAGACCUCCUUCGUUCACACUAACAAUCGUCCGUCCUCGUUGACCCACCACGAGACGUCGGUGAACCACCUGUCGGACCACCCGGACGAGGAGCAGCAGCAGAAUUACGCGAACCACGACGCGAGGCAAUCGCGACGGCACGCGAAUCGCGCCAACGAUCGCGGCCAGAAGUACCGGAAGCACAAGCGGGUCGAGCGGAAACAGAAGCAGAGACGGAGCGAGCCUAGAAGGACGGACACGUUCACGUCGCCAUCUUGCGAGACCAGCUUCCAUCAGGUGCAGGAGCUCGGCAUACCGGAGACCUACAAGAUAUCGUACCCGCAUUACUACGAGGACGACAUCGCGGAGUGUCCCACCGACUAUCACAGAUCGAAUCCGAGUUCGCGGAGUCAACAGAUCUGGGAGCGACAGCCGAAUCGUUGCCCGCCCGAGAGCACACACUAUGCGGACCCGGGCGACGCGAAGAACCGCAACAAGUCCAAGAGGAUGUCCUCGAAUCUCGGCGAUGGACGGUCGCCGUCCGCGCCGACGAUAAUGCAGUACGCGGAGCUACACUUCAGGGACGUCGGUCAGGAGAUCGAUGUCUAAAAGGAGGGUCAGCAGACAAAGAGCGAUACGUACAUUUACUAGGACAAUUUUGGCGUCCGACAUGCCUUGUAGGUACAUUGUAUUCUAUGAAUUACGUCGUAUUGCUUGAAUUUAUUAUCGGUAUCGAUGCAAUACUUGUACCACACUGAGAAUAAAGUCAGCUUUCGAUAUUGUAGACCCUUGAUCCUUUGCACACGAGUAUACAUAAAUUUGUUAUAGGUUGAUUUCAAGAUAUUAAACAAAUACUUUGUGAAUAUUUUAUGAAUCAUUGACUAUUAUUCAAUACUGUUUUUCAUAAAUAAUU
Messenger RNA from Megachile rotundata (alfalfa leafcutting bee), 2508 nucleotides. It is a transcript of the gene nrm, whose product is annotated as neuromusculin. NCBI's taxonomy places the organism in Eukaryota, Metazoa, Arthropoda, Insecta, Hymenoptera, Megachilidae. Gene Ontology annotation, molecular function: transmembrane transporter activity. The record is from RefSeq and is a predicted model, not a curated record. Gene Ontology annotation, biological process: transmembrane transport.